AUGGUCUCUCUUGAAGAUAUUCGCGCGCAUAAUGCGCAGGUCUCGUCUGCUUUUCCCUCUGGCCUCGUUGGCCUGUUUGUCGGUGCUACCAGUGGCAUCGGCGCAGCCACAUUGAAGGCAUUCGCAAAGAACACUCGCAACCCUCGCGCCUACUUUGUCGGUCGCUCCCAGGAAGCUGCUGACCAGAUUAUCGCCGAGUGCAAGGGCCUUAAUCCAGAAGGGGAAUACAUCUUCAUCCCAGCGGACGUCAGCCUCCUUCGGGUCGUGGACGAAGUGUGCGCCCAGAUCAAGGCAAAAGAACGCGCACUGAACAUUCUCUGUCUAAGUCAGGGAGUCGCCAGCCUUGACCGCAUUGAAACACCGGAGGGCAUCCACCUCAUCACAGCCCUAAUUCACUACUCUCGCGCCCGCUUCAUCACCCAGCUCCUCCCCCUGGUGCAACGCGCGUCUACUAUUCGCCGCGUGCUAACCGUCGGCGCCGCUGGUCUCGAAGGACCCAUCGAUGCAUCGGACUUCCCGGCGCUGCGUGUCCCUUUUGACAAGAUCCGGCCUCAUAUCGCGAGCCUUCUAACCCUUGCUCUCGAGGCCAUGGCCCGGAAGGCACCCGAAGUGUCCUUCAUACAUGACUACCCCGGGGCAGUCAACACUCCGCUCACCCAGAGUAUGCUUGGGGGCAGUGCUGCUGCGGCUGUGGGUGUUGAGAUGCCGGAUGACUGGAUGGAACCGGAGGAGAGCGGGGAGAGGCAUUUGUUUCUGUUAACUAGUGGGAGAUAUCCGGCUGCCGGUCCUUCUGAAGGGAAGAAUACCCUGGGAGCUGUUAAAGGUGUGAAUGGACAGGCUGGUAGUGGAGUGUAUUCGAUUGGGUGGGACGGGGAGUGUGUGCCGUCUGAGACUCUGGAGGUGCUGGAGGUUUUGAGGGAAGAUGGACUUGUUGACAAGGUGUGGGAGCAUACUGAGGGCGAGUUUGCAAGAGUCACCGCAAUUGUUUGA
This is a messenger RNA of Aspergillus puulaauensis, 990 nucleotides long. RefSeq lists its product as uncharacterized. The transcript is spliced from 2 exons. Bases 1 to 990 code for a protein of 329 amino acids. Gene Ontology annotation, biological process: secondary metabolic process. The record is from RefSeq and is a predicted model, not a curated record. Lineage: Eukaryota; Fungi; Ascomycota; Eurotiomycetes; Eurotiales; Aspergillaceae.